This is a messenger RNA of Verticillium alfalfae VaMs.102, 1482 nucleotides long. Its product is annotated as SH3 domain signalling protein. Gene Ontology annotation, biological process: plasma membrane tubulation; actin cortical patch localization; endocytosis. Gene Ontology annotation, molecular function: lipid binding; protein binding. NCBI's taxonomy places the organism in Eukaryota, Fungi, Ascomycota, Sordariomycetes, Glomerellales, Plectosphaerellaceae. Gene Ontology annotation, cellular component: medial cortex; Rvs161p-Rvs167p complex; mating projection tip. Bases 1 to 1482 code for a protein of 493 amino acids. The transcript has 3 exons. The record is from RefSeq and is a predicted model, not a curated record.
AUGGAGCGCAUCAAUAAAAAGUUUGGUAGGAUGAUGAGCAAAGGCCCGGGGGACAAUGCCAAAGUAGCCAUCAUGCUCAAGGAUUACGACGAUGCCGACAAAAUGCUCGCCAAGAUUGUCGAGAGCACGCAGCAGCUUCGAGAUGCCUGGGUGAACAUUGCCAACACGCAAUGGGGCAUGAUGAAGGAGUUUGAAGGCCUUUACGACCCCAUUGCCGGCGCCACGGAUGGUCCGCGCCGUCCCAGCGAGCCCACCUCCGAGCUGCAGCUCAGUCGAACCUUUGCCCUGCGUGAAGCCUAUGCCGAACUCAAGGACGAGCUUCUGCAAGAGGUCGCCGGUAUCGAAGCCCAAGUUAUCCGCCCGGCCGCCGAUGCCCGCGACUACAUCCAGCCAAUACGCAAGACGAUCAAGAAGCGUGAGAACAAGAGGCUCGACUACGAAAAGGCCCAAGACAAAGUCAAGAAGCUGCAGAAAAAGGUGGAUAGGACGCCCAAGGAAGACGUAGCGCUCGUCAAGGUCGAAAGCGACAUGGCCAUCACUGGAGAGGAAUUCCAAAUCGCUGACGACCAUAUUCGGGAAGUUCUGCCGCCUCUCGUCGCUGCCACCUUCAGUCUCAUGCCCUACCUCAUAGCCUCUCUCGUUAGUGUCGAGAAUCGCCUGCUGGGCGUCUACUACACGGUCCUCCACAACUAUUGCCAGAACAACGGCUUCGACUCUCCGCCGUCGGCGAUGGAGGACGUCAUGGCCGAGUGGUCCGCCAACUUCCAGCCGGCUCAGCGCGAGGUCGAAUCGAUCAACACGCUCGUGCACAGCAGCGCCGUAGGCCGCCCCAUGGACGUCAUUGAAGACCCUCAAGCACGCAAGGUCUCUGGCGCCGUGACCUCCACGCGCAGCGGCUUCAGCCGCAUGACCUCCGGCUUCAAACCCGGCGGCAAGCCCGCCGACGGCGGCGAAUUCCCGCGGCCGGCCCGCAUCGCCUCCAACACCUCCAUCCACCAGGCGCCGCCCAUCAGCCGCGCCACGACACCGUCGACGGACCAAUCGCCGCAGCUGAGCAGGAAGUCGUCUGCUCUCGGUCUCCCCACCGAUUUCACCACUGCCACGAUGGGCCAGACACCCGGCAGCGCCCGUGCCUCCCCGGGGUACUCGGCCUCUCGUGAGCGUGGCGACUACUUUGGCCAUGCCUCGCAACUCGGGUCGUCCGCCGCCAGCACGCCAUCAGGCGCCAGCAGCACCGCUAUGUCCCUUGUCAAGAAGAAGAAACCGCCGCCACCGCCGCCUGCGAAGCGUAUCCAAUCCGCGCCGGUCGAGUAUGUCAUUGCGCAACACGACUAUCCUGGCGGCCAGCCAGGCGAUCUGGCCUUCCGCGAGGGCGACAGGAUCCGCAUUAUCAAGAAGACGCAAACUACGGACGAUUGGUGGACGGGUGAGCUCAACGGCACGCAGGGGCAGUUUCCUGCCAAUUUCUGUCGGGCAGCUUAG